CCCCGCGCAUGCGCGUCGGAGGCCCCGGCGAGGGUUCCGGGUCCCGGGUCCCGGGUCCCGGGCUCGGGUGGGCGCCGGGGUGGAGGGCGAGGCGCAGAGCUGAGAGGAACACAAAGAGCGUGGUGACAUGACAUGGAAACACCUGAUAUUCCAACAAAGGAAGUCGCAGAGGAAGGCUCCCGAUGGAUGAAGGAGGAAAGGCGGUCUAGUGUGUGCAGUAACUGUGUCUUCCUAACACCCACCUGGCGACUGAAUCAUGCCCUCCCCGCUUCCAGGUGAACAUUGUCGAGGCAGGCCCAUCAGGAGCUCUGCCCAUGCCAGGACACACACAGAUAUUGUCCGGCUGACCAUCCAUAAACCUUAAUCGCACAUGGGAGUCACACACAAAAAGAAAGCUCCCUGGGGCGGCUCCCUGUAAAACAGCAGUAAAGUCAGUGUUCUGAAGUGUGGACUGCAGCCCGUCUCUGAUUCGUUGGUCCUCGGAGACAGAGAUGUGAUGGAAUGUGGGGGGAUAAACACUGACUCAGGAAGAAAGGGCAGGCCCAGUUCCUUAGGAGCACCUGACAGCUCAGUUCCGCAGAGCAGGAGCUACAGACAGAGCCGCGGCUGCGGCUGCAGGGCGGUCCUGUCCGCGGACUGAUCAUCACCACGCGGCGCGGAGACCGAGCCACAAAGACCCCUGCAGACGGCCGCCCGGCGGGAACCUUGCCUGGUUCACAAGUUCAGCCGGGAGCGCGCUCGAGUCGACACACCCCUUUCGCUGGAGAGGAGAGCGGGAGGGCGCGAGGGGAGCUGCGUGCGCUUGAAAACCAGUGUGGACACAAGUGAAAUCUGAUCGCGCGCCAGCAGAAGCGUGUGAAGCCAGGAACCCCGGAGGAACGAGCGACCUUGGGCAGCCCGAGUCCGGGCGAAGUCAUGCCGGGCUGCUGAGCGGGGGCGGCAGCCGGAGCGAGCGCUCGCAUGGAGAGCCCGGUGGCCCCCUGCGUCCUCUACCCCGGGGACGGAGCGUGCGGCCAGGCCGGGGGCCGGGGCGGCGCUCCCGAGGCUCCGGGAGAGGGCGGCCUGCAGCCGCCGGACGCGGCCGGGGGGGAGGGCGCUGCGUCCCCGGCGCAGACACCCUGCAGUCUCAGCGCGUCCCUGUGCUUCAGCUCCGGGGACGACUCCCCGCCCUCUUGUCGCCGCGGCCGGCGGGUGGUGCAGAGGCAGUGGGAAGUCGGCAGCGCGGGCGCCGCGUCCCCGGAAGGGCGCGCGUCCCCUGAGGAUCCCGUGUCCCCCGAGGAGGAGCGCACGUCCCCAGAAGGGUCCGCGUCCCCGGAAGAUCCCGUGUCCCCCGUAGAGCGCCCGCCGGCCGAGGAGCCCACGUCCCCGGAAGAGCCCGGGGACCCCGCGCCCGUGCCCCCCGGCGUUGGGCCGGAGCACGGGGAGCCCGACCUGCUCAUCGAGGUGUCGGGCCGCCGGCUGCGGGCGCACAAGGCGGUGCUGGCAGCGCGCAGCGACUACUUCCGCGCGCGCGCGUCGCGGGACGUGCUGCGGGUGCAGGGCGUGGGCUGGGCGGCGCUGCGGCUGCUGCUGGCCUACGCGUACAGCGGGCGCAUGGCGGGCGUGCGGCCCGACAACGUGGCCGACGUGGUGGCCGGCGCGCGCCGCCUACAGCUGCCCUGCGCCGCGCAGCGCGCCACCGAUGCCGUGGCGCCGCAGCUGAGCCUGGCCAACUGCUUCGAGGUGCUGAGCGCGGCCAAGCGGCAGCGGCUGGCCGAGCUGCGCGAGGCCGCCUACCGCUUCAUGAGCGACCACUACCUAGAGGUGCUGCGCGAGCCCGCCGUCUUCGGGCGCCUGUCGGGCGCCGAGCGCGACCUGCUGCUGCGCCGCCGCCUGCGCGCCGGCCGCGCCCGUCUUCUGGCCGCCGCGCUCGGCCCGGCCGGGGAGCGCGCGGGCAGCCGGCCGCAGAGCCCGUCGGGGGACGCGGAGGUCCGAGGCGACGCCGCCGUCUACUGCUUCCACGAGGCGGCCGGCGAGUGGCGCGAGCUGACGCGGCUGCCCGAGGGCGCGCCGGCUAGGGGCUGCGGCCUGUGCGUGCUCUACAACUACCUCUUCGUGGCCGGCGGCGUGGGCCCCGCGGGCCCCGACGGCCGCGCGCGGCCCUCGGACCGGGUCUUCUGCUACAACCCGGCCACCGACCAGUGGAGCGCCGUGCGGCCGCUGCGCCAGGCGCGCUCGCAGCUGCAGCUGCUGGCCCUGGACGGCCACCUGUACGCCGUGGGCGGCGAGUGCCUGCUCAGCGUGGAGCGCUACGACCCGCGCGCCGACCGCUGGGCCGCCGUGGCCCCGCUGCCCCGGGGCGCCUUCGCUGUGGCGCACGAGGCCACCACCUGCAACGGCGAGAUCUACGUGUCCGGGGGCUCGCUCUUCUACCGCCUGCUCAAGUACGACCCGCGGCGCGACGAGUGGCAGGAGUGUCCGUGCAGCAGCAGCCGCGAGCGCUCGGCUGACAUGGUGGCCCUGGACGGCUUCAUCUACCGCUUCGACCUGUGCGGGGGCCGCGGCGAUGCGCCGGGGGCCGGGCCUGCGGGGGGGGUCAGCGUGCUCCGCUACCACUGCCUGGCCAAGCAGUGGAGCCGCUGCGCCUCGCACCUGCGGCCCCCGGGCGCGCCGUCGGGCCUACAGCCCUUCCGCUGCGCCGCGCUGGAUGGCACCAUCUACUGCGUGAGCCGCGCGGGCACCUGGCGCUUCGUGCCGCCCCCGGACGGCGAGCCCGGCGCCGGCGACGCGGGCCCCGAAGGCAGCUUCGAGCUCCAGUCGCUCCGAGCCCCCGCGGACGCCCGGGGCCUGCUCUUCCCGUUCGUGCUCAACCUGCAGGAGGAGAAGCCAGACCGAGGCGAGGAGGGCGCCGCGUAGGGUGGGCCGGGUCACCUGGGCGUGUCCCUCGGCAGCCCUGGGCCAGGGGACGCCCCGUGGGCCGAGGUCCCAACUGGGAAACUGGAAGGGGCGAGGGGAGUGGAGGCGGGGAGGGAGAGAGUCGGGGGUGGGCCCCGGUGGGCCCCGCCCCGCCCACGGGAUCAUUUAAAGGCUUAGAAGGUAGAAGCUUGUCGCGGGGCCUUGAAGACCUUUUGCGAUGCUGUAUUAAGGCCCGCUUCCUAGUCCGCAUUCCUUUUGCUUUGCUUUGCUUUGCUUAAUGGGGUCGAUGGCAAGAUGUAGGAUGUGUGCAGAUAGAUAACCUUACAAAUAAGGUACAAUAUACCUGAGAAAGAAAGAAACAGAAUGAGAGAUGAAGCCUCUGGGUGCAGUGGGUGAGGCCUGGAGUGUACCGGGGUGUACCGUCCUCGGUAUCACUCGCGGGGUGGCUGGGAGGCCAGACCUGAGUUGUGUGGAGUACCAGGUACCGCUGCUUCCUGCACCAUGAGAGGGGACCUCGGGGCCACCUCCCAGAGCUGAGAUCCUAGAUUAGGCCAACGUGAACUAUAUUAGUGGAACGACUGAAAGAAGGUCAUACUUUUUUCGGCUUGAGGUUUAAAAUUAUAACUGAUAUGUAAAGCUUUUAAAUCCUUUCUAACUUAGUUUAAAAGUUCCUGCCACAUGUGUUUAACUUACGGUUGGUUCCACUCCAAAUGUAGUAAGUAUUAAGGGUGAAAUCUUUGAUUCCCAAUAAGAUCUGUCCAGUGAGCACUGGAAGUAUCUCCUCUGUCAUCACAGGGGUCCAGAUAUGGUCAAAGGCCCACACACCUCAAGAGCAGGUCUUUCUCACCGCUUAACUGAGAUGGGUUUAAUAUUUUCAAGUUAAGAGAUGUUAAUACUUAUGUUCAGUGAUGUAGUAACGAUUUGCUCUUAUUUGAGUUUUAAAUCUUUGGCGACUGAAUGUUUUCCAAAGAGCAUGUCAUCAGUAGGAAAAGCUGACAGUGGCCGUGGUGCUUGUCUGCUUUAAAAGGAGCAUUUGGUACCCACCAGGUAUGCUCAGCCACUUUGAUAUUACAUAGUGGGCUCAAAGAGAGUAGUAUUCCCCCCCCCAAAAGAAGGUUAAAAUCCUUUCUUUUUGAGAGUUCUAAAGAAUAGCAUGCAGGCACAGUUGAACCCACUACUUAUGAUGUUUUAAAUAUGAAUUCUGUCAUCCUGAUGAGGGAAAUUCGUUUUUACAAGCAUCAGUCUAAGAAAUUGUGGCAGAGUGACAAUGAACAUAUUCACAUAAGGGGAAAUAACAUAUAUUUAUAACAUAGUUUAGCAAGUAAACUACACUUUUCUAAUUGUGAAUUCCAAAUUACUGUAGUAGAAGUAACGUGAAAUUCAGUACUUUGAUAGGGCACAAGGAUUAAAAACAAAUCAGUUGAUCUUUCCUCAUUUGUUAUAGCAUUUUACUUUCCAAAUAUGUACAGACAGGGCUUACUGUUUAUUAAAAGUUUAAGGAUAAAGUAUACGCUCAUAAAUAGAGGCCAACUGAUUUGGAUUCUGAGUCCAAUCCACUUUUUUUUUAUUACAAUAGGAAAAGUACACAUUGAAAGUUAUUGGCACAUAAGUAGAUGAAGUCAUGUGUACAUUACUAUGAUUUACUCGUGAAUCCAGUGAUGGGAGGUUACCUCUCUCUGUGCCAAUCAGUGGGUAUGUGGGACAUAGGUUGUGCUUUUUAAAGAGUCUGUGGUUAUGAAAGUGAUCAGUUAAGCAUGUUUAGGAAUGAUAGCUUGAAUCAUGCUUGCGCCAGAGCAUGGGAUUUACCGUUUCAGCUGGUGCAUUCUGGUUACUUGUGUGCCUGCCCAUGACUGCUCCUGACCUGAGAGGAUGUUUGGCAACUUGGUCCAUCGUCUUAGGAAAGAAAAACAGGCUUCAGAUUGCCUGACUUCUUUGGCCUUUUGGUAGGAAUAGACUGGAGACAUGGCAGGAGGAAAAGAAUUGAGAUCCAAAAUAAACAAAUAAUGUCCUAAAGACAUGAGCAUUUCAUGUGAUAGUACAUUUUUCUCUAGAAUUUCAUUAUUUAUGGUAAAACUUUUAUAUGAAAUGGAACCAAGCUAAUAUUUUCAUUCCUUCCGUAUCAAACUCGUGAGAUAUUAUCACUGUGAUUUUACUUGAGAAAUCAUUCCUAUGAUGUUUACCGUUUAAAAACAUAAACGCUGAAAGUGGGCUUCCAAAGUAAACUCUCCCCAUAGAAGAUGGGAGACCUAUUAGAUGUCACGUGUGGACAGCCACACGAUAACAUGCCCAGCUGGAGUGUUUGUAUAUUAUUUCAUCUUUUAACUGAAUGAAGAAAUGCCUGGACUAGACAUAGCAUCUCUUUCUGUGGGAGCUGGCCCCGGAGCCCCAGGGAUUUGUCAGGAUGAGAUGCCCGAGGAUGCCGAAGGAUGGGUAGAGGAUUUAGAACCUUACAGACCACACUUCUAAUAGUAAUAUCACUGAGAACAGAUACCAGAGCACCUGGCAUGCUGAGAGGACCAGUUUAAUUUGCUUUUGGAGGCCAGUACCUGGGGUGUAGGGCCAGGAGGGUGGUGCACCAAUUACACCAAUGGAAAAGCCACCCCAUGCAAGAUCCUCGGUUUGGAGGACAGCUAGGGGAGGGGCAGGCCUGGCUGAGACUCCCCUCCAGGUCUGAUCCGUUCCGAGGACGGAUCAUGUCACAUUCAACGUGAUGUGCUAAGUCUGUAUGCAGCUCUAUUUAGAGAAACAGUUGGUGCAAAAAUAUGCCUGCUCUUCGAUCAGUUGAGUCAAACGAAGCUAGUGCAUUUACGACAUCCAUCCAUAAUUCUCAUGAAAUUAAGAAACCCACGCACACUGACAUUUCCAGAUAUUUGAGAGAGCAGUGGCAUUUUAAGGGGAAAGGCUAUAAUUUGGGAAAGCUUGAUCUUUUGGUUAGCUGACAAGCAAUGACUUUUGUAUUGUUAAUCAAGGUUCAUUUGGGAUCCAAAGGAAUGGGGUUAAGACGUCUUCACUUCCUUUCUGUUUUUACCUUCGGUUUGGGGAACAGCCCCAGUGCCGGCAUGGACUCUUGGCAGCUUUAUGGGACUGGAUUUGGAACUCGGUGACUUGAUUACUGAAUCUAUGGCAGCACCAAUCUCCUUUCCUUGAAGAGAAUGGAAGUUCUUUUGCUACUUAAUUAAAACUCCUCCCUUUGUAUCAGUUUUGCUACAAAUACUUAACAUGAAUCACCUGCGGCCAUUCCUGUUAAUUUCUGGUGUCACUUUAGUAAUUCUGGUAGCUGCUGUUUGAUCUGUGGGUCUCUUGGGUAACUUCCUGUGAAAGAUUUUGAAAUGAAAUGUAAUGUUUUUGAGGUCCUUUGCGUUUUCCUGAAGUUAAGAUGGUUUCAGGACAUAAUCUGUUGUAACACCUUCCUGGCGCGAUAUGUAAACAGAAGUGCUCUUUUGUGUUCUGUUUUAUUUUAGAUGCUUUCCUAGCUUACAAAAUGUUUUAUUUUGGUGUUUUUAAAAAAUAUAUCAGUGUUCUUAUUUUUCCCUUUCCUCUGCAAUAUCAUUAUUCAUGGGAAGAUAAUAAGAGCUAAAGAUGGGAAUGUGUCAUCUUCUGGUUGCAUCUGAACGUAUGUCAGCGGCCACGUUCACUACACUUUCCCCCCUUCCAGGAAGGGGCCUGGACCACAGGAGCUGGCAGGGCACUUCGUACCUGCUUGGUGAAUUGGUUUGAGAUGAAUUGAAAUAAAAGCCUAGGUGUGUUCUCAUGUGAGAUGAAAGUUCCUCUGAGGCUUUUGAAAGCUGUAAGCAGUGCUGCAGUGUGGCCGGGUAUUAAAGGCAAACAGGCGUCUUGAAGACACAGUUCAGGCCGGCUGAUGCUUUAUGGAUCAACGCUUCAGUUUCUAGGUCCUGGGUACCAAUUGCGUAAAACCUUGUGCAUCCGUCUGUUUAUCCUGAGAUGAAAUAAAUCACUGGGCCAUGCCAGUGCUCCUGAAA
Molecule: messenger RNA, 6875 nt
Organism: Eubalaena glacialis (North Atlantic right whale)
Lineage: Eukaryota; Metazoa; Chordata; Mammalia; Artiodactyla; Balaenidae
Gene: KBTBD11
Product: kelch repeat and BTB domain containing 11
Exons: 2
Coding region: 961-2895 (644 amino acids)
Molecular function (GO): protein binding
Source: RefSeq, a predicted model, not a curated record